AAUAUUGAUUAGUUGUCUACAGUAACGCGACCCAAGUUCCGGAAAUGCUGCAGUCGGCUGCCUGUCGCACCUCCCGCUUCCGGUCCACGGGUAUGCGGACCGCUAUUUGGUGGGGACGAACCUGCCAAACUCGGCAUAUCUCGUCGCCGUCCGUUGGCCUCAUUGUACCCUAUACCUAAGCCUUGCACAAUCCUUGAGGCAUCCCUAACGCAGCUUUUACAGCAACCACGACUCUCAGUGCUCUAUCUUGAGUCGACUAGGCCGACUCUCAGUUCGUCAUCAUGGCGGACACGGCCGAAGAAACAGCACCACUUCUCCAAGAUCCUGAUGUUGAAGAUGGAGAAAGCGCGCAAGUCGUUCAGCAUCGCCCCUCUUUCGGCGAACGCAUCACUUCUGUAGCACAGGAACCUCUUACGCCUCUCACAAAAGUAUUGCUGGUGGUAGUACUUAUUCUGCUGCUCCUGAGCUCGAUAUUCAUCGGCCUCUUUGCUGGUGUCCAACACAAACUGAACGCUGGGCAGGGUGGUAAUCCUGACGGGGACAAACCAACUGAGACCUAUACACUGACGGCCACUACAACUGCCCAUGCGACAAAAACGGUUUUGCCCCCUCCGGAACCGACUGUCCAACCCCCAGAACCGUUGUGUCUUACUCCGCAAUGUGUCAUUCUCUCUGCAUCCAUCCUGUCAUCCUUAGAUACAUCACAGGACCCUUGCGAGAACUUCUACGAAUUCUCCAGCGGUGGGUGGCUCAAGGAACAUCCCUUGCCCGCCGACAAGAGCAGUUUUGGAAACUUCGAGGCUCUAGCAGUACAGAACAAGCAAAUCCUUCAAAAGAUUCUCGAGGCUCCCCAACCAACGUCUGCGGUACCGACAGCCGAUGAACAGCUUUUGACCAAGAUUCGAGGAAUGUACACCUCGUGUCUCAAUGAAACCAAGUUAGACGAAAUUGGCACCGAGCCCUUGUAUCAUCUUGUACAGACUGUACGAAAAUUGUUCCGCGGGAACAGCACUGAUAUCAGUAAUGUCACCGAGGAGGAGAGAACGAGUAAGAAAGGACUUACAGCCGCUAUCGCAUUUUUGCAUUCUCGAGGUAUCGAGGCUUUAUUCUCUUUCGAUGUCGAAGGUGACGUUGGGGUUGAUCCAAACUUUAUGACAUUGUGGUUUAACCAGCCGUCACUCGGUCUUCCCUCUAAGGAGUACUAUACUGAGGAGUCCAUUAGGGAGGUAUAUCAGAACGUCAUUGAAAGGCUACUCUUGACUCUCAUCGAAGAGGAAGAAAGCCUACGCAGCAAAUUCAAAUCAGAUUCUUCUCCCUUAACGCAUCAGGCUGAAAGUGUUUGGCCCCCUUGGCCUUGGCCUCCUUGGGGCGAAGACGACGACGACAAGGAUGGUGGUAAAGAGCCGCUCAAUCAAACCGAAAGGGCACAUGAGCUCGCUAAGAAAGUUGUCAAGUUUGAGACAAGGAUAGCGAACGCUAGUCUUGACCUGGAUAUUCUGCAAGAAGAUCCAGUCGCCACUUACAACCCAGUCCCUCUCUCAAACCUGACGGCGACCUUGCCCCAGAUUCGGUUUUCAGACUACUUCUCGACGUUCACUCCUCGAAAUUUCCCAAACAAUGUCAUUCUGACGUACCCGCCCUACGCUGAAUCACUCUCGGAAAUACUUGAUGACUCUCCUGCAGACGUUAUUGAAACGUACCUCGUCGCACAGACUGCUCUUUCUCUGUCUCCGUAUCUCGGGAUGGGUACAGAAGCGUGGCAAGCGCAGAGGUCGCUGUUAGAAACAUUAUCUGGCAUAAAGAAAGGCGCCGUGGGGGAUCGGGCUGAGUACUGUGUAGGGCAAGUCGAAUCUGCCCUUGGGUUUGCUACUGGCAGGUACUUUGUCAAUGAAACUUUUGGCGGCGAAUCCAAAGAGAAAGGAACCAAGGUUAUCACCGACAUCGUCGAGGCCUUCAAACAAUCACUCUCUCACGUCGACUGGAUGGACAAGAAAUCGGCGAAAGCCGCUUCCAACAAGGCAGAUGCCAUACACGUCAAAGUUGGGUUCCCAGUAUCCCCUGACACCCGUAGUGCCGAGUCCAUUGCAAGCUAUUACAGACUCGUGGAAAUUGACGAGAAUAAGUUCUUCCAGAACGUCCUUAGUGCUACCACAAGUGAGAAGGUCAAAGAAUGGUUCCAACUGGGCAAAAACCGGGAUCCGGAGGCUUGGGAGAUGUUCCCUUCUACGGUCAACGCCUACUUCAACCCGCCGGCCAAUGAGAUCGUUUUCCCUGCCGGAAUCCUCCAACCACCUUUCUUCUCUAAGGAUUGGCCCGGCUACCUUGCCUACGGCGCCUUUGGACACGUCGCCGCACAUGAGUUGACGCACGCCUUUGACUCCGCUGGGAGAAUGUACAACCAAGAAGGCAAACUAGAACAGUGGUGGACCAAUUCAACGAGCGACGGGUUCCAAGUGAAGCAGGACUGUAUUGUGAAGCAGUACUCUGCGUACACAAUUGAUGAUGGGAAAGGCGGAAAAGUCCAUGUCAACGGCAAUCUAACCUCAGGCGAGAAUAUUGGCGAUACCGGACUCAUUCAGGCUUAUCGGGCAUGGAGAGCGCAGUUUGAGACGUCCAGAGCAAAAGGGAACGAGUACCUGCUUCCUGGAGUGGACUUUACAAGAGAACAAUUGUUCUUCAUAUCGUUUGGCCGGAUAUGGGCUCGAAGUAUGAAACCAGCUGCUGCCCUCCAACGCAUUCGUACCGACCCCCAUUCGCCUUCACAAUAUCGUGUCGAUGGAACUGUGUUCAAUAUCCCGGAGUUCGCGGAGGCGUUCAAAUGUUCAAAGACCGCGAAGCUUAACCCUCCACCAGAGAAGCAAUGCAGGUUCUGGUAAGUAGAUUUUCAUAGUACGGAUGGCUUCUAGGAAUGGUGUGUAGUAAUAUUAUUUUAUCUUCUCCAACUGGAGAUCUGCGUGGUCGUGAAGUUGAGUAGUAAAGCACUUCGAGAAGACAACUGUCUUCUCUGUCCC
This is a messenger RNA of Desarmillaria tabescens, 3011 nucleotides long. Its product is annotated as Metalloprotease. Lineage: Eukaryota; Fungi; Basidiomycota; Agaricomycetes; Agaricales; Physalacriaceae. Gene Ontology annotation, molecular function: metalloendopeptidase activity. The record is from RefSeq and is a predicted model, not a curated record. The transcript has 19 exons. The coding region runs from base 282 to 2876 and encodes 864 amino acids. Gene Ontology annotation, cellular component: plasma membrane. Gene Ontology annotation, biological process: protein processing.